ACGGCAGAAAGAUAACCACACCAAUUCUUCUCACUGACACCUAAGAUUCAGUGACAGCCAGUUCGAUCUUGUGCAUCAUGUCUGAGUACGACCGAAUCGAUUUCGAGAUGCUCGAAGAAGACGAUGAUGAUUAUGAUGGCCCCGACGCAUAUGUCGACGAGGAAGAUGAUACUGUCUUGGAUUUAGAGGACAUGCAAGAGUCUAUGCGGGAGCGCACCGGAGUCCCACAGGGAUCACCUAUGUUGCGCCAAAUCUUCCUAUCGUUAUUUGACUCACAAAAUGCACACCGGACUGACACUGGUGGUAACGGUAACGGAAGUGAACCUCGACAGCUCAGGACCAUCAGUAUUCAAGACUUGCAGCGUUUGCUGAACUCACGUUCUGUGGAGUCUCCUAAUGAUUAUGAUGAAUAUGACGACGACGACGACGACGAAAUUGGACCCACAGGAGACUGGAACCAGCAAUGGCACCCUCCGCACAAGGAACCUCAGCAGCUAGGGGUCGAGCUCCUCAUGGGGGGAGAAUUCGGUUCUGUGAGUUCGAAGAUCAGGAGCAGGAGAAACAAAAAGAAUAUCUCGCGAAUGAUCCUCGACCAGUCUUCUCGACUCCGAGGGGCGAUUUCUAGAGAGAAUAUGACUAGCGAUAUCAUUCCGAAUACGAAUGGAACUGCUGUUGCGUCCUACGCCGCAAACGUUUACUGUGGACAAUUCUCGAAAGAUUCUUCAUUUUACUAUACCUGCUGUCAAGAUUUUCGCCUUCAUAUCUAUGACAUGACUUCACCUCCUUCGCCGUACAUCAAGCGACAAAGGAACAUGCGGCGCAGCGCUACAGGAGUUUGGGAUGAUAGCGACCGAGACCAUGACACAACCCUCAGGAUAUUGAAAACUAUACAGGGGUGUACUGGUCGUUGGACAAUUACAGAUUCUCAUUUGAGUCCUGACAACGAAAGAAUGAUUUACUCGUCAAUUUCACCCACGGUGUACAUGACAAACACACUCGACUCAUCGGUCACCCAAACUGCCAUCAGCUUUAAGGAUCCUAAUCAACGCCAGCGAGCUCGUGCACACUGGGGCUGGGAUGACGACUCAUUUGGCAUCUGGAGCUGUAGAUUCUCCGCAGAUGGAAAUGAGGUCGUGGCUGGUGGCAGCGGCCAAAUAUUUGUUUAUGACCUCUUGGCUGAUCGUAGGACAGUCAAGAUUCUUGCACACGAAGAUGAUGUGAACAGCUGCUGUUGGGCCGACACUGCAUCGGGAAAUGUGCUAAUCAGUGCCUCUGAUGAUACGUUUUUGAAAGUUUGGGACCGGCGUUCAUUAGGUGCAUCACAGAAACCGUCAGGAGUUUUGGUGGGCCAUACAGAGGGUAUUACCAAUGUCUCGGCAAAAGGUGAUGGCCGUUAUAUCAUCUCGAACGGAAAGGAUCAGGCCUUACGGUUGUGGGAUUUGCGGAAGAUGUGCAGCGGCGAGGACUUUGACAAAGUUGCUGACCGUGAAUAUAGGUUACGUGGAUUCGAUUACCGCAAUGGUCAUUACCCGAAACCAAGGCGUGCUGCGCACCCAAAUGACUGUAGCGUUAUGACCUACAGAGGUCAUGCUGUCUUACGCACACUUAUCCGAUGCCACUUUAGUCCGGCUGAGACGACAGGUGGACAGUACAUUUACUCCGGUUCAGCAGAUGGGAAAAUACACAUAUGGUCACUCGACGGACGCAUAGUCCAGGUUCUCGAUCGCUCGAAGACGUCGCCCAUGUCAUUCGAUCCCUCCGCAGAGGAGUGCAGACUCCCCACUAGCACUAAUAGCACAGUCUGUGUACGAGAUGUCAGCUGGAACGGCAAUGAACCAAUGAUGAUGAGCGCUGGUUGGGAUGGGGGCCAUUCAUUGUCGAAGAGCGUCGUCGCGCGUCACGAAUGGAAAGGUCUCUCCAAGAUGUCGUACGGUCUGGAGGAUUGGAUGGAGAAGCAGAACGUAGAGCGUGACGAAAGGGCUACGCGCACUAGACGAACAUUACGAAUCCCCGGUGCAUUUGAUAUCGAAGAGAAUGAAUAGAGGGUGCCUAGGAGAGGCGUGAUGCCUGUAAUAUUAUGAUUCUACUUGGAUAUUUAUAUGUUGUACAUUGGAAUUAGUCGUUGUGUAGAGUAUUUACGGUACCGAUUGUAUGAUACUUGAUGCUGCAUUGCUGCAGUUUCUGCUGCGCACAAUGAACUCCAUGCGCCACU
Molecule: messenger RNA, 2212 nt
Organism: Suillus clintonianus
Lineage: Eukaryota; Fungi; Basidiomycota; Agaricomycetes; Boletales; Suillaceae
Product: WD40-repeat-containing domain protein
Exons: 12
Coding region: 78-2042 (654 amino acids)
Biological process (GO): proteasome-mediated ubiquitin-dependent protein catabolic process
Cellular component (GO): Cul4-RING E3 ubiquitin ligase complex
Molecular function (GO): protein binding
Source: RefSeq, a predicted model, not a curated record